This is a messenger RNA of Sciurus carolinensis (gray squirrel), 1350 nucleotides long. It is a transcript of the gene Timm17a, whose product is annotated as translocase of inner mitochondrial membrane 17A. Gene Ontology annotation, molecular function: transmembrane protein transporter activity. Bases 65 to 580 code for a protein of 171 amino acids. Lineage: Eukaryota; Metazoa; Chordata; Mammalia; Rodentia; Sciuridae. Gene Ontology annotation, biological process: protein import into mitochondrial matrix. Gene Ontology annotation, cellular component: mitochondrial inner membrane; TIM23 mitochondrial import inner membrane translocase complex. The transcript has 6 exons. The record is from RefSeq and is a predicted model, not a curated record.
CUUCCGCCGCUGGGGUCAGUUUCCGCCCAGCUUGCCCGGCGUCGCCCGCGCGGCUGGAGUCAAGAUGGAGGAGUAUGCGAGAGAGCCUUGCCCCUGGCGAAUUGUGGAUGACUGUGGUGGGGCCUUUACCAUGGGUACCAUAGGUGGUGGUAUCUUUCAAGCAAUCAAAGGUUUUCGAAAUUCUCCAGUGGGAGUAAACCACAGACUACGAGGGAGUUUGACAGCUAUUAGAACCAGGGCUCCACAGUUGGGAGGUAGCUUUGCAGUUUGGGGAGGCCUGUUUUCCAUGAUUGACUGUAGUAUGGUUCAAGUCAGAGGAAAAGAAGAUCCCUGGAACUCCAUCACUAGUGGUGCCUUAACAGGAGCCAUACUGGCAGCAAGAAACGGACCAGUGGCCAUGGUUGGGUCGGCUGCAAUGGGUGGCAUUCUCCUAGCUUUAAUUGAAGGAGCUGGUAUCUUGUUGACAAGAUUUGCCUCAACGCAGUUUCCCAAUGGUCCUCAGUUUGCUGAAGACCCCUCCCAGUUGCCUUCCACCCAGUUACCAUCCUCACCUUUUGGAGACUAUCGACAAUAUCAGUAGAACUUUUUUCCCAGGAUUUCUUUAACAGAAUGGGCUGUAGUUCAAGAAAGAUUUCAGAAGAUCAAGUUGCAGUCUGUUUUUACAACCAUAGGUGAAACAACUGUGGCCAAAUAGGCUAUGAAGAGACAUUUAGCACUUUUUUCUAUUUAAAGGAACAUGGAGGGGGGGAAUAAAAGAUGUAUUCACACUUGGAUUGCAUUUGUGAUCAAAAUAAAUGUCUAAUACCUUAAAAGAAAAUAUAAUAAGUGCUUAGAAGAUGAAGGACCAAAGGGCAAAUAACAGUGAAACGUGACCAUCAUUUCCUUGGGGACUUCUCUGCCCGGUUUUAUGUGUUCUAUUAUUCAAACAAUAAAAAAACUCCUGGAACUUACUCUUUCUUUUUAAGAUAAGUUAUAGAGUACUACCUUUUCAUACUGAGCAUUUCAAAUAAUGCAUGUUUUAUACUAGUCCCUCAUCUCACUUGAAGUGAAUAAUGUAUAAGAAGAAUUAUGCAGAGUCAACAUGAAUCAUUUCACAGUGAAAUGCUUUAUGGAUUUGAAGGAUAUGGUAACUAUCUUUUACUUUGAAAGUAAACUAUGCUGUCUUGUUUUUGAGGAUGGUGGGUACAAGACUGUUAACUUUAGGGCUACUGCGUCUUGAUUCCUGAUCAUCAGAAACCUCACCAGAAACAACUUGCUUUCAAUAUGCCCAAUUCUGUAUGAGAAGAAUUCAUGCAGGGAAAAGUUUGGUGUUGUGUGCUUGAAAAUAAAAUAUAUGCUGUUUUUAAUGUG